This is a messenger RNA of Portunus trituberculatus (swimming crab), 777 nucleotides long. Its product is annotated as Y-box-binding protein 2-like. The record is from RefSeq and is a predicted model, not a curated record. Gene Ontology annotation, biological process: regulation of gene expression. Lineage: Eukaryota; Metazoa; Arthropoda; Malacostraca; Decapoda; Portunidae. The transcript has 3 exons. Gene Ontology annotation, molecular function: nucleic acid binding. The coding region runs from base 1 to 777 and encodes 258 amino acids.
AUGGCAGGCCAGCAGCACCAAGGCGAAGUCAAAUGGUACAACUACAAGCGUGGUUACGGCUUCAUCAGGGACCACAGUACAAAGACAGAUGUCUUUAUACACUUCUCCGGCCUAAAGCGAUCCCUACAGAAACGUCUCCCCCGUGAAGGAGACAAGGUACACUUCACCGUCCAUAUGGGAGACAAAGGACCGGAGGCCCGAGACACCGAGAGGACCAGCAGUGCUUCACACCAAAAGCCACCCCUCAGGACGUGGGAUGUGGAAGCCAAGAUAUCGGCUUGCAUCUGCGCCGCAAAAGUCCUUGCCGGCAGCAACGCCCGACGUCUGCAAGCUCUGAUCCCACUCCUGCUGACGCACAAUGGCCUACCCGGUAUAAGAAUUCCACCACAAGCCUUCGGAACCUUGUACCCAUACACAGCGAAACCACCGAGGGUCCACCAGCCGUCUCGCCAAGACAAAGUCCAACCUCGCCGCGAAGACCUACAGGAAGAGGUUGGGACCGUCGAGGAAGACGAAGACGAGCUCGUUGAUGUGGAAGGGAGCGACUCCGACCAGCCACUUCCGCCUGUCCAGCCUCCACCAGCAGAAGAAGAACCCUUCCUGACAAGACCAUGCCGCUCCCGCACAAGCACCCCACAACCUCUGCUGAAGACGAGAAGCUCAUCUCAUCACAGCACCAUCCUGCGCCUGGGUCAAGCCCCAUUGGUGAAGCAGUUGGCUAAAGGUCAGCGACGUUUCGGAGAUAUCUCUCUCCAUCUUCAGGCUGUGGUUGUGUGA